AUGCACACCAAAUGGAAAGCGGGCGGCAAGCUCGCCUACAACGCGGUCGCACCGCACUCGCCGCUGGAUGUCUCGACGAUGGACCCGCCCAACUCGGAGAUCACGCAAGAGGACGAUCCUGUGCUGAUGCAAAACGUGGAGGGCAUGUUUAUGCUCGACCUCUUCCGCGCCGGCAACGUCGCCGCUGUCGUCGACCGCAUCACCACCAAGGCGUACACGACCAACGACUUGACGCGCCAUGUCAUGGGCGUGAACCUCUCGAGCGCCGCCUGUCGUGCGGGCAACCUCGAAGUUGUCGAUCUCAUUCUCACCGCGACCGACUUUACGAGCAUUCCUGACUAUGAGCUUUUCCCGAUCAUUGGUGCCAUUGCCAACAAGCACGAGCGCAUCGUGCGUCGACUGCUGGCCGCGAUCCCAACAUCGGCGACCAUCGCUCUGGACCAUAAAGGCAACACGGCGCUGCACAUUGCUGUCAAGUGCGGCGCGGGGGCCGUGGUCCACGAACUUUUACCGCAUUCGAACGUCAAUGCGUCCAACCGCAGUGGACGUACGCCACUGCACAUGGCCGUGCGCCGCGCGUCGUACGCCUGCGUCGAUGCGCUUGUCAACAUGGAAGCCCGUGUCGAUGCCGUCGACAAAAACGGAGACACGCCACUGCAUCGCGCCGCGGCCAAGCCGCGCAGGCCCCUCGAGACAGUUCUUCGCAUGUUGGACCGUCUAUUUCGGGCCAACGCGAGUGUCGAAGUGCGCAACACGCAAGGUCUUCUGGCCGUCGACUUGGCGUCAAGCAAACCGCUUCAGGAAAUAAGGGAUGCGAUUGCGGCGGAAGCGGAGUUCCGAAAGCGGUUCCCACGCCACUGCCUUGCCCGCAAUGGCAACUUUCGGCAAAUCGACCAGUGGCUGGCGUCGAUUGUGCCGCCGACCGACGUGCCGUUCACGCCGGUUCCCGGCACGAGCAUCCGCGACCAAGAAGUCCUCGACGGGAGCAUGCAAUUGCGGCUUGUGCGCUGCCCGAAUGAGACGCAGUACCGCUUCCUCGGUAUCAAUGUCAACACGACAGGCAAGCCAUGGACAGUCGUGGGUGCCUGGUCGGUCCGCGACAACUCCGUGUCGAUGGUGCAGUCGUACGCACUGGGCGACAGCCAGUACGCACGCGUCACGUUUGUGGGACCGAUCGACGUGGACACUGGCAUUUGGACUGCGACAUUUCUCGACGCGGCCAACCAGCUCACGGGCAUCAACAAGUACACGUUUCCACUCUGGUCGUGCCUGCGCUGCAACAAGGCCAAGCUGCCGAUCGAGGGGAGUGAGUGCCUCAGCUGUAUGGACCCCGGGCGGACUGCUCUGGAACUGAUCACCAUGGCGCGUCUCAUGUGUGCAACGGCAUGGGAGAGCGACUUGAACAUCCAGCUGCUCGAAUGCAUCUCGAUGCUAUCCCAGCUCACCAAAUGCCCCAUUACACCGCAGGCCGCGUGGACACGCGCGGUGCGUCACUGGGACCAGACGGAGAAGAGCUACCAGCUCGUUGCUGCCAAGCAGCGCGUAAAGCAAGAACAUCCGCGCUACUACGCCGUGAACGUCGAGACUGUAGCGAAUGCUGUCGCUUUCAUCCAGGCUGGGCAGUCGGCGCUCCUCCUCGCUGCCCUUCAUGGGCACGAAACCAUUGUGCGGGAGCUAUUGCUGCAUUUGGCGGACCUCAACUUGUCGCCUUCGACAACCGUUGCGUCCGUGCUUGCGAGUGCAUCGCCACGUCCACCAAUGCAUGACGAUAUUCAAGAAAUCCUGGCGACCGAGGCACUACUGCGCGUCAAGUCGAAUGAGCACCGUGCCAAGAUCGCCAAGCGUCUGCGCCAGCUCGGCACAGAGGAGGCACUGACCACCAACGGAUUUGCUAACGCCCUCACCAGCGACCCGGGGAUCGCGAGCGGCUUCUUGAGCGACUGCGUCAAGCUCGACCGCCAUGAAGUGUGCUUCACCGAGAUGGAGCACAUCUUUGGCCGCGACUACGAGUAUUGCGUGCACUACCAUCUCUUCGAUCUCGAAACCAACGAUCCGAUAUUGAUCGAUCGCGUUCAGACUGAGUGCAUGGAACACAUAACGAUGCUGCGCCUGCUGCAGAUCAAAUGGGAGCUCUUUGGCCGGCGCGCGUACCUCCAACAAUGCCUCAUCAACCUACUUUUGCUUAUUCUCACGACCAUCUCGUGCACGCUCUCGCCCGACGGAGCACCCAACACAGCGGCGUUUGGCACUGGCGCUGCCACGCUCGUCUUUGUGGCGGUCAGCUACGGCAUGGUGCAGUGGCUCCGGCCCCGGCCCCUCUGGCGCCUUGCACGGCUCACGUACGAUCGGUCUUUCGAAUUCGACCCUGACAUGAAGAUCCCAAAGCUGCGAGCGCGGAAAAGCCUCGUCAAGCAGCUGCUCGUUGUUGCGACCUUUGCGAUCACGCUGCUUCUUGUGGUGCCCAUCUUGUGGCUGCUGCUCUACUUUGAGCUCAUCGAUUGGUUUCCCGCUACGGCGCAUGCUCUUGUCGGGCUUGCGGCGCUCUAUUUUUUGUACAUUCAGCGGCAGGAGGCCACGAGCGACAUGGAAGCGGUAAAGAAGUCGCGCCUCGCCAGGUUGCAACUGCUCCUGUACCUCAUCAUCGUGUGCGUCUACGUCCCGAUGAAGCUCCACUGGCUGGACGCGUCAACAUCUGUGCAAACAGGUCUCGGCAGCAUCAUCACGAUCGUGCUCUGGGUGCUCUCGCUGCAGUUUCUCAAAGUCGUGCCGGCGGUGAGUUUUCUCUUGCCCAUGGUCGGCGACCUUCUCGUGGAUGUGGGCAAUUUUUUCAUCUUCUUUGGGGUUGUCCAAGUCGGGCUCGCGCUCACGUUCUACCAGCUCUUCCGCGAAAAAGACGUUAAAGAGUUUAGCACCCUCUGGCAAUCAUUUGUGACGACAUAUUUUGUUACGUUUGGGAACGUCCCGCUCGACGCCAUCUCGUCGUUUGAUCCGGAGACCGAAAGCUUCUUGACGGCGUGCGCCACUUUGCUCUUCAUGUGCCAAUCAGCGACGAUCGUUUUGCUGCUCAUCAACGUCCUCCUCGCCAUGAUGAACAAGACGGUCGAUGUUGGGCUCAACCGCGCCAAGAGCCAAGCCCUCUCAAGCUACGCCCAGAGCAUCUUGCACUUGGAGAUGUCCCAGCGAAUGAACAAGAGUGAGCGCAUGGACCUCAUGGACUUCCGCCGCCCAUCGCUCAAGGAGCCUGCGGGCUUGCUGAACCCGAUCUUCACCGAGACACUUCCACGCGCCGAAUGGCCCGUCUCGGCUGAGGACGACGCCGCGUUGACAGAGUACGCAGCGUCAAAAGAGGCGCCCAAGCGCAGUAUGGAGGCCGCAAAGUGCCAAGUUGACGACGCGCUUGACGCAUUCGAAGCAACGUUUGUCCGCGUCGGGCAUUUCACACCGUUGGACGUCAAGAGCGUGUUCCGCACCGAGCUCACGCUCUUCGCGGCAACGAGGGCUCGAACCACCGACCUUUUCGCCUCUGCCACGGAUGGGCCCACGACGUCCGUUCGUGUCCAGCGCGAGGUCGCCAAGCUCCGGGAUGCCAUCAUUGACUUGUGGCAGCCCGACGUGCAAGGCGUUGUCGCUACGACGCCCCACGGCCAGUGCGUGCUUUUGUAUCAGCUGUCGCACCAAGCGACGUUGAAAGAGAUGGCGAAGCGGAUGCUGGUGACGAUUGCGAACAUUUUUGCACCGGCUCAAGAGCGCGUUGAAGCACCAGUGUCGGCAAACGACGAAAUCGCGAGCCUCAAGAGCCUUCUGAACGACCACACGCGCCUUGUUCAGACGCUCUUGCUAGAGAUGCAAGGGCUGCGCCAGCAAAUGGAGACGACAACCGCACCCAAGAAGCAACGGGCGAGCCGAGGCAACGCCUAAGGAACUGCAUUUACCGGUACUUGAACAUUGUUGGAUGUAUUGAUUUUGCCCUUCGAA
Molecule: messenger RNA, 3975 nt
Organism: Saprolegnia diclina VS20
Lineage: Eukaryota; Oomycota; Saprolegniomycetes; Saprolegniales; Saprolegniaceae
Exons: 11
Coding region: 1-3918 (1305 amino acids)
Biological process (GO): calcium ion import across plasma membrane
Cellular component (GO): membrane
Molecular function (GO): protein binding; monoatomic ion channel activity
Source: RefSeq, a predicted model, not a curated record